GACAACAAUACCACGCCCACACCUCCCAGAGGCCCUAGCGCUCCGCCGACAGUGCGGCCGCUUCCUGCAGGUAGGUAGCGGCAAUGGAGGACGAACCGCCGCCGGUGGAGGAGCGGCGGCGGCUGCAGGAGGAGCUGAGCGAGUUCGUGGAGAGCUGCUACCGGACGCUGGGGGAGGUGACGGCGUCCCUGGGCUGGAGUCUGGAUCAGCUGGAUCCCGGGGAGGAGGACGCGGCCGAGGGUGAAGUUGUGAUAUGUCCCUAUGAUUCGAAUCAUCACAUGCCCAAAUCAUCUUUAUUAAAGCACAUGGAGUCCUGUAGAUUGAGGAAAAUGGGCUAUACUAAAGAAGAAGAGGAUGAAAUAUAUAAUCCUGAUUUUUUCUAUGAGAAUGUGAAGGUACCUUCAAUUACUUUGAAUAAGGAGUCACAAUUCCAGAUCAUUAAUCAAGCUAGAACCACAGUUGGAAAAGAUGGCGAUUGUUACAACCAAAGGCUGUAUUCUUCAUUUCCUGUUGAAGUUCCUCUGAAUCACAAACGGUUUGUUUGUGAUCUGACCCAAGCAGAUCGUCUUGCCCUUUAUGAUUUUGUUGUUGAGGAAACAAAGAAAAAGCGCUCUGAUUCUCAAAUCAUUGAAAACGACAGUGAUCUCUUUGUAGAUUUGGCUGCCAAAGUCAAUCAAGAUAAUAGUCGGAAAAGUCCAAAAUCUUAUCUUGAAAUCCUGGCAGAAGUUAGAGAUUAUAAGAGAAGACGCCAGUCCUAUAGAGCUAAGAAUGUUCAUAUAACCAAGAAAUCAUACACUGAGGUGAUUCGGGAUGUAAUAAAUGUGCACAUGGAAGAACUCAGUAACCACUGGCAAGAGGAGCAGGAAAAAGCUGAGGGCGACACCGAAAAGAGCGAAGAGAGGCGCUCGGCUUCAGUGGAUUCACGGCAGUCUGGCGGGAGCUGUCUGGACCCUGAGAGUUCACGCCGCAGGAGGGAUCGGAGCAGGAGCCCACAGAGACGGAAACGAAAUAGAGAUAAGGAUAAAAACUCUGAGUCCAGAAGGAGGAAGGAGAGGGAUGGGGAAAGACAUCAUAGUCAUAAAAGAAGAAAGCAAAAAACAUAAAUGAACCUUUGUAUGUGUAAUUAAUUAUGCUCAUGUCAUUACAUCCAAUUUGCUACUUUAAUUGUAAUUGCUUUGCCUAGCAGAGUGUGUUUAAAAAUGAAUUAUUUCGUGCUCAAUAUUUUUCAAUAAAUACUUAUGCUUCAAAUCAUGCAUUUACUUUAUGCUGUACAACUUUAUUUUCCUUAUAUUUAAUAGAUACUUUCUUAUUACUGACUUUUGUCUCACCAUGGUAAUUUAUGUAUCAUUCUUUUUAAGAGGUUAAUAAUUAAAAUACAUGAAUUAUACAUAUAUUCUCAGUGUACAAAUUAACCCUUACAGAUAAGGCUAAAGUGUGCUUGGAGCACCCGUAGGUAAUUACCCUGUAUCGCUCCACUGGUGAAUUGUGGCGGGGGGGAAAAAAAUGUAAGUAGCUGUCUAAAGGGGUGUGGCCUGGCUACCUUCCAUGGUGUGAUCCUAACAUAGAUUUCUGUUUGUAUUUAAAUAACCCCAGUCUGCGUUAAUGUGGGUAGAGCUCAGAAACAUGAUACUAAGAGGUAAUGGUAAGUUAUGUAGGAUGUUAGAUCUGUCUACCAGACAAUACUGUGUAUUUCCUUUGGCUGUAUAUGUACGUGAAUUUAUUUUUAAAAGUUCAGAAUAAUCAAUAUCAAACUCCUAGCAAGGCUAUUUAUGGGGGAGGGAUAUAUGUAUAUUAUAUAUAUGAGAGAGAGACGGGUGGAAACCAGAUUUGGAAGGUAGUCAAAUUUUAGCUUUCUUGAUAAUAAUUUUUUCAAAAUGAGAAAAUAUUUAUGCUUCAUGUUAAUUAAAAAUUCACUGUCCUUUUAUGUCUUUCAAUCAACUUUACUGAUGUACUAUCUA
Fukomys damarensis (Damara mole-rat) is the source of this 1958-nucleotide messenger RNA. It is a transcript of the gene Snrnp48, whose product is annotated as small nuclear ribonucleoprotein U11/U12 subunit 48. The transcript is spliced from 9 exons. Bases 84 to 1103 code for a protein of 339 amino acids. Lineage: Eukaryota; Metazoa; Chordata; Mammalia; Rodentia; Bathyergidae. Gene Ontology annotation, cellular component: nucleoplasm; cytosol; U12-type spliceosomal complex. The record is from RefSeq and is a predicted model, not a curated record.